Dreissena polymorpha is the source of this 4003-nucleotide messenger RNA. RefSeq names its product leucine-rich repeat-containing protein 74A-like. NCBI's taxonomy places the organism in Eukaryota, Metazoa, Mollusca, Bivalvia, Myida, Dreissenidae. Bases 375 to 1556 code for a protein of 393 amino acids. Gene Ontology annotation, molecular function: protein binding. The transcript has 14 exons. The record is from RefSeq and is a predicted model, not a curated record.
CUGUUGUAAUGACGUCAUCAUACUGAUGACGUAUUUAUAGUCAACAAUCAUGGAGGCUAUGAAACGAGUUUUGAGACAGAUUGACAAUUUUAGAAGACAAAGAAGAGGAAGAAGAGGAGGUAAACCCAUCCAAUGUAAAAAAACACUCCUCAGAAAAAGAUGUGACUGAACAGAAAAGCGGAGAUCUCUGGGUGGGAUCUCGCGAGGAGAGACGGCGGCGACGUCAGACGGAAGAGGAGGCGCUUGGAGAGGAUGCGGACACUGACCUCGAGCUGGAUGAGGAGAAGUCAGAGUUCGACGUGACAGGUCGCGCGACGUACCUGAACGCAUGCCGGGCGCUAGGUGUUGUUCCGGUCUCCUACUUCCUGCGUCACAUGACCGACCGACGCCUCUCCCUGGCGCACCACGGGCUCGGGGCCGUCGGCAUGAAGGCGCUGUCUUACUCACUCAUGAACAAUACUUUCAUCUUGGCACUUGAUUUGGAGGACAACUGGCUGUGCGGAGAGGGAGGGGAGUAUGCGGCCGCUAUGCUGAAGGAGAACUGCUACAUCACAGAGCUGAAUCUGGCCAACAACAAGCUAGGCAGUGUCGGGUGUGCGGCGAUCUGUCGCGUGCUGCACGCUAACGUCACCCUGAGGAACAUCGACAUGUCCGGCAAUGACCUGAGUGACAAGGAUUCGCAGACUAUCGCAGAGGCAUUUCAAGAGAAUAACAUACUGAAGUACGUCAACCUGAGUCACAACGGCUUUGGCUCCACUGACAGCAAGUUACUGGCGGACGCUAUAUCUGAGAACGAGACCAUCGAGCACCUUGACCUGAGCUGGAACAACUUCCGGUUGAAAAGCGCCACCUGCAUCUGCAAUGGGAUUGCGACCAACGGUCGAAUACGAGUUGUCAACCUUGCCAUGAACGGCCUUGGGAACGAGGGCGCGUUUGGAGUGGCGGAAAUCCUGAAGCAGUCGGGAACGAUCGCUCACAUUGACGUGUCACACAACAGGAUAGGAACUACCGGCGCCACCGUGAUUGGGAAGGCCCUGGAGGGGAACGACCUGCUAAAGACACUGAAGAUCGGACAGAACCCUCUCGGCGUCGAAGGGGCCAAGUCGAUAUUGAAAGGCAUCAUGCCGGAAGCUAGCUGCGUAGUGGAGCUGGACUUGACGGAAGUCGUGGUGGACAAGGAGUUCCGGUCUCUGAAACAGGAGCUUCUGGCGUCACGUGCCGUCGCCAUCGCCCACGGGCCUGUGCUCGAGGAUUUCGUCAUCCAGAUCAAAAGAAAACCGCCAACAACCUUGUUUGGAACGCCUAUAUCCGAGCUGACUUCUGAAAACAUUAUGACGUCAUUGAAGAAGUAUUGUGACGUCAACAACAUUGAGAUCUACGACGCACUAUUCAGCUAUGACGUCAUCAACGAUAGAAUGUUGGUGGCAGACAUUGUGAAGGCACUCUCGGAUGUGGGUGUUUCGCUGAGAGUGGCGGAGGCGGAAGUGCUGUCCAGACUGCUGGAGGGACACACAACUGGGGACGGGCUCGUGGACAUUAGCUCACUGAAGAUCUGAGCAACCCGGAACAGAUUUCCCGAAGGAUCUCACUUGUGGCGCAAUCAUCGCACUCGUCCUCGUGGGGGAAACAGCAGUCUGAUCGCGGUGAUGAAAACAACACGACUUCAUAAUGUUUAGAAAGAAUUGUUUCAAGAAACACAAACUGUUACUGUAUUCUUUUUAUGUGUAUUUAUUGUAUAUUUGUUGAAUAAUGUACUUGUACAAUGAACCACGUUCUGUGAAAUCCUGGCUUCGAAGAGAUUUCCUUUAAACAAAAAAUUCCACAAAAGCGUCAAAUGUCGUGCCUAAAUAUCGAUUGCGGACUGCAUUGUCUAGUCAUGGUUGACAUUUUACGCUCAUUCAUUAAACCCGGUUUUCCCAGAACGAGGCUUAAAUAAUAAUAAAAGAGGCUUGUAUCUUUUUACUUGAUCCAUUUGUUAAGGCCUCAUAUUGUUCACUUUGUGAAUUUUCGAAACACAGUUAUAAUUAAAUGUGUUGGCGUAUCGAUGUUUUAAACGCACAACUUAUGAAAAUGUUAUUACCGCUUGUCUCACGCCGGAUGUGCGGAUACUUUGAUAACAGAUGGCACUUCGAUACCAGAUAACAACAAAAGCCACGCGCGAGAGAUGAGUUCUUCCGCUUUUUUGCAUUUAUGUUUUGUUCAUUUGGUUUUCAGACACGUAACAUUGUUUGGUCGAUUAAUGGUAUAGUACUUCGUAUUGCGGUGCAAGAAAUUCGUGAAAAAAACAACAGUGGAUUAUAAAAAGAGAUAAAAUUUCAUCGAUAAUCAUCAUCAAUUCGAUGAUCAGUACGUAUUUCAACAAAAUAAAAAUACUUGGAAAUAAAUUAAGAACGUGCCAACUAAUCAAAAUAAAAGAUCAAUAUGUCCAUCAAUGUUACAACAUGUUAAAUUUUAGUUGAAUAACGUAUUUGAGGAAAUUCAAAUGUUUUAAGAGUCGGAUGCCACAUUUUCUAGACACUUCUUUUACCGAUCAUCUCGAAAACAAUGGCACUUCGAUUCCAGAUAACUCGACACUUUUUACCAGAUAUAACACACUCUAUUUAGUGAAUCAGAAAUGCAGAAUUCUCUGUGGAAUACUCUUAUAGUAAGCAGACAAUAAAUAAAAAUGUAUGUACCGACGUAAAUUAAAAACGAAUUACCGGAACAUGUUCUUAUCCCUUUGGAAUAUGAUUAUACAAGGGAAAGGGAAGUGUAAAGGGAAGUGCUUCCUAUAAGUAGAGCUCAAUAUAAAGGGAGUUUUUCAAUCUCUUUUAAAUGUAGGGGUACGCAUUAGUAUCAUCUUCAUGAUGCGAUUCUAAUGAGCACCAACGGCAAAGGAAUUUAUUAGGUGUAUUUGCCGCUUUAAGACCCCUUGCUCCCCUUAUCUAGAGUCCUGUUAAAAGUUCAAUUGAACACAGUCGUGUUUAUCCACAUGGUCCGUUGUAUUUUCAAUUCUCUUAAUCUCAAUUUACCACUUAAAAACAAGUUGAUUACUAAGACAAUUAUUUUCGGUCGUCACUUGAAAUAUAUUACUUCAGAAAUAAGCGCUUAUAAUAUUAAUUAUAUAAAUAAAUAGUAAUCAGAUUUUUGAAAACGAAUAACGCUAUUGGUUAUAUUUUACAUGUGUAUGUAAUUACGUUAUGCAUAGGUUCCCAAAUGUGUCGUGCUUGACAAUGCAAAUUGAUUCAUACUUCAAAAUGUUUGGUAAGAAAAGCCAUAAUAUACAUAAAUGCAUUUGAGGUAGAAGAUAAAACUCGGUUAUCAGAGUGCCCAAUAUGUUGAAAGUCUCUGUUAUCCGAAGCGCUCUAUAUCGGGGAUCAAAGUAUCCGCCACUUCAUGAAUACCACCUAUUAAAACAUGCUUUAUCUUCGUUUAUAUUUCAUAGAAUACUAUCAAAAUUUCAGUAUUGGAAGCACAGUGAUUACUCUACAUGCUGGAAUAUCAAACAUUUUCUUACAAUAUUUCUAAGUAGUUUUAUUUUGUUGAAAUGUUUACUGUUCCUCCAGUUUAUGCUGUUUUUCGACCGAAUUUUCUAUUUUUGGGAAAAAAUCUACUAUUCUUCCGUGAUUUUUUUUCUUUGCAAUAGAAAAGGAUACACCAUUUAUAAACUAUAUAGACCAUGCGCCUUUUCUAAAAAACAAAUCUUUAUGAUAUAACAUUAAAAUACCCCGAUGAACUUACCUCUCGCGCGUGGCUUUUGUUGUUAUCUGGUAUCGAAGUGCCAUCUGUUAUCAAAGUAUCCGCAUACCCAGCGUGUGUCUUCUUUAUGUUAAAUCUUUGCAUACACUUGACACAGUACGAACAACAGCGGAUUGCGCAGUGGAUGUAUUUCAAACAAUAUACACACAGCAUGAAAAUGUGUGUUGGAAUUCUUUUUAACUUUACACAUAUCCGAUACCUGUGAUAUUAUUUGCCGCUUAUAUAACCUGUUACAUAAUUGUUACAAAUAAACACACUAACUUCA